AUGGACGAUAUGCUGCAGGCCGAGCUGGAGGCGGAAUCCAGCAUGGAGCGUACUCCCUGGAAUGAAGCCGACGGACCUACUCCUGCGCACCUUCUUGUGCCUAGGGGCCCUCCUCCUCCGGUUCCAGUUGGAGGAUGGCCUGAGCCGAGCUCGCAUAGGCGUGCAGAUGAUGGGCUCACACCUGCAGUUGCCUCAGACAGUGACUCCCACCCCAGUCAGCGAUGGCCUGUGCUUCGCGAGCAAGAUGAACGCGGCGACAUGGUCACAACGCGUGUGCAGGGUCCACAUCUGCCCAGUGGACGCUUUGAGGACAGCUCUUCGCCCUCCUCUGGUGGCUCCGACCUGCGGGCCCUCACAAGUGAUGGCGACGACGACGGCGAUGCAGCCUCGGAUGGCGAAGCGGCUCACUCUGACACGUCUUGGACCUGGAGUGACACGACCCUCAUCCUUGAGGGCUCUGACUUUCGGGACGCUGGAGAAUAUCUCAUCGGCCAGUACCGCCUCGAGCUUCGGGACGUCCAUGCCCAUAUGGCCAACCGAGUGGUGGGUGGCAAAGUGGCUGCCCUACGUCGACAGCUUUCUCGAGGGUUGGUGUCCGGGACAUGGCUCGCCAAAAACUCACGGGAGACAGGCUGGCCAGGUAGGUGGACUACGAGCACGAUGCCACCCACAAUCGGGUACCACGUCGCCUUCGACGUGCAGCCCGAGAUGAUGUAUGAGAGAUGGCUUCUCCGCUCAGCUUGUCGGCUGCACGGAUGCGCGCAGCAUCUGCACUCACAGCCUCGCAAGCGCAUCUGCCGCCAGGUGCUCUACCUGUUCCACUGCCGCCACGUGAAGGUAUCCGAACAGGGAAGACUCGCGGAGAGGUCAAGUGGUCUGUUGGUCAUGCUGCACCGGGCUGCCUUCUACGAGGUGGCCGCGCAAGAGCUGCAUCAUGUUAUCCUUGCCGGGGAUUUUAACGGUUGCCUUAGUCCGGCGGGGCACUGGCCAGAACAUGCCACCGCGGGCCUACUGCCUUACCGGUCGUGUGCACCCAAGCUUCCGGAUAAGACUGCAGCCUGCAACGUGCAGGCACUUCAGCAAGCUGUAGCAUCGCAGUCGCCUGCUGCCCAGGCUCUUCAGCGGGAUGUCGCUGAGCAACUGGCUCGCUGCGCCGUGCAGGACCCUGUCGUAGCACAACUUCAGAUCAAUCAAGUCCUGCUCCAGGCUGCGUGCGAGCACUUCCCGAUACAGCCCAGGGAGGACCACCGUGUCAGUGCCCAGCCUGAGUACCGUGCCAGUGCCAAGCACACCUGGCGUUUGUAUGCGCGCAUGAAGGCACACGCCCAUCCAACAUUGCCCGUCAUUUGGUUGAAGUGGCGGGCAGCCAUCCGCUUCAGGCAGGCCUCGCUAGCCCUGCGAGCCCAAAGCCGACAGCUCAAGAAGCAGUUUCUUCUGACACAGGUGGAACAAGCGGCCGCAGCUGCAGCCCGAGGCGAUCAGAGGUCACUCUAUCAGGUUGUUCUGCGACUCACGCCCCGCUCGCACCGAGGUAUUUCCCGUAUGCUUGGGCCGGACGGCAAGCUGCUCACAGCACCCCAGGAACUCGAGGCCAUAAUCCGAUAUGGUAGUCGAACUUUUGCUGCGUUGCCGGACCAGCUUCAGUUAUGCAGUACGGCUCAUAACCUGAUCAUUUCAGACGAAGCCUUGGCCACCGAGCUUGCCCACCUCGGACUGCGCAAGGUGCUUGGUCCCUCCUUGCGACGACACUUCCAGGCCCCGGGACAGAGGUUGCAGUUCUCCUUGAGCAAAAUGUUGUUAAUCGCUUUCACCAACAUCGGGGCAAGCGAGCUGGCCGCUGCGUUGGGGGACGCAGCCUCUCAUGCGCUCAGGGCACAGGGGGUGGCAGCAGAGGUCAUCAAUGCAGUCCAGCAGCUACACCUCAGGGCGGAGCAUCAUUACUCUGUUGGGGCGCACAAAGGCGGCACCAGCACCACCAACGGGAUCAAGCAGGGCUGCAAAAUAGCUCCAUACUUGUGGUGUUACUUCACGACAGCAUUCCUUGAGCGUCUCAUCGCUGCACGUGAUCUGCAUUGGGUCCUUGCCACAUUGACUCUUUUUGCAGAUGAUGUAUGGGGCAACUGGGUCAUUCGGCAGGUCUCGGACUUCACCCGUGCCAUGCAGGACCUCGAGCUCCUACUGACCACCUUGGAGGCUAUGCAUCUACAGAUCAACUUCAAGAAGACAGCCAUUCUGCUUAAACUUGUUGGUCGGGGUGCUGAACGCGUGCUGUUGCAGCAUACGUCCUAUCAGGCGGGACAGCGGCGCCUCCACCUGCAGGUCUCGGGCAGGCGCUGUGUCAUACCCAUCCGGGAACAACACGAGUAUCUAGGCACUGUUGUCUCUUACACCGGCAGAGUAAGCGGCAAUGUCAGGAAACGCCAGAAAGCGGCACAAGGCCGGCAGCAAGCCAUUCGGCGCGCCCUCAACGGUCAGCACGCUCUCUUGGCCGCGCACAGGGUGAGCCUCUGGCGCUCCUGUGUCUACACCAGUGCCUUGUACUCUCUUCCCUUUGUAGGCUGCCACGAGCGCAGCUUGGAGGCUCUGGACCGUGCCCUGGUCAAGCACCUACGCGCCAUACUCAGGAUUCCUGCUCACAUCAGUCACAUCACGAACACGGAGGUUUGGGCGCAAGCUCAGGUUGAUCGGCCGCUUGUGGCGAUUCUUCGACAGCUCAAAGCUCAUGUUGACAAGCGUCGGGCACAGUAUCAGACGGCCCCAGAUAUAACCGCUGAGGCCAAAGCGCUGAACUAUGCCAGUGAUCUGAUCCGAUUUUUUGAGUCUCUCCUGAGGCGGGAGACUGGUGCCUCGCCCGAGUCCGGUAGCAUGAUGGCCUCCUCCGCGCCCGUCCCCUGUACUGUCUGUGAUAAGAGCUUCACCACCCUUAAUGCCAUGCGCAUUCACUGUAAGCUGCAGCAUGGCUACCUGCCGGAACACCCUAGGGUUCCUACCCGCUUCGAUGCUGCCAUGCACUCGGUAGGUGGCCUUCCGGAAUGCAAACUGUGUAGACGGCGCUUCUUUAGGUGGCAGCAGCUACAGAAGCAUAUCGAGACAGGGGCCUGUUCGGCCUUGGGGGGCGUCCGGGAGGAAGAGGCCGCGUGCAUGUUCUGA
Molecule: messenger RNA, 3150 nt
Organism: Symbiodinium sp. CCMP2456
Lineage: Eukaryota; Dinophyceae; Suessiales; Symbiodiniaceae
Source: the annotation of a GenBank genome assembly